AUGCCUCCAAUUACCAAAUUUACACUUUAUACACCGUUUAUCAUCUUCUUAAUUGAUAGCAUUCUUUUUCCAAUAUUACACUUUAGAUUUAAUUUUUCGCACUGGAGUUAUCUUGACUUUGAUAAUAGUGUUCUUAAGCUUCAAAUAUUUCGAUUUAUAAUAUAUCCUUUUUCAACAAGUAGUUUAUUAGAGCUUCUAAUAAUUCCACUUUGGUUGAUUCCAGAAAUGUAUAAACUUGAAAAGAAACAAGGUUCAUUAAAGUUUUUAUGGACACUUUUAUUAAUUUUUACUAUAUUACCCGGUAUUGCGUUUGUAUUUAUUAUGAAGAUAAUCACGAUAGAUUGGUUUAAUAAUGGCAGAACACAAAUUGGCUUCUCUUGUCAUGGAAUGACAGGCUGGGUUGUUGGCUUGAUUUUUUGGUCUUAUUUGAUAGAAGAUGAAAGUGAACAACAGGACAGGAUGUAUGGUAGAAUAGUGAUUGCGGGUGCUAUUCGUAUACCAAAGAAAUAUUGGCCUAUCUUUGUCUUUGUAUUCUUUGUUUUUCUCGUACCUGGAAUUCCUAUCUUACUUAAUAUUAGCGCCAGCAUAAUGGCAUUACUUUACGUGAAAGGCAAAUUCGAAUUCCUUAUGCCAUCAAAUGAAAAGUUUAUAGAAUACGAAGAAAAGACUUGGCUACGUUUCUUAACAAAUGCAUCAAAUUAUGUAUCAAUAAAUUCAGCAGGUAGUGGUGGUUAUUUACCGCUUUUUAUGCCUGCUACUCCUACUACAAAUACAGCAACACAUCCUAAUCCCUCUACCGCUAACAGCAGUGCUAAUACUGAUCGAUUCCCAGGCCAGGGUAUUCGACUUGGAUUUUAA
Cokeromyces recurvatus is the source of this 858-nucleotide messenger RNA. RefSeq lists its product as uncharacterized. The coding region runs from base 1 to 858 and encodes 285 amino acids. NCBI's taxonomy places the organism in Eukaryota, Fungi, Mucoromycota, Mucoromycetes, Mucorales, Mucoraceae. The transcript has 4 exons. The record is from RefSeq and is a predicted model, not a curated record.